Molecule: messenger RNA, 2189 nt
Organism: Rhincodon typus (whale shark)
Lineage: Eukaryota; Metazoa; Chordata; Chondrichthyes; Orectolobiformes; Rhincodontidae
Product: E3 ubiquitin-protein ligase XIAP
Exons: 4
Coding region: 131-1441 (436 amino acids)
Biological process (GO): regulation of cell cycle; negative regulation of apoptotic process; positive regulation of protein ubiquitination
Cellular component (GO): spindle microtubule; nucleus; cytoplasm
Molecular function (GO): cysteine-type endopeptidase inhibitor activity involved in apoptotic process; ubiquitin protein ligase activity
Source: RefSeq, a predicted model, not a curated record
CAGGUGCACAGUGAAAUCUCCGCAGAAAGAGCUGGCUAUCUGAACCACAGAUUGGAAAGUUACUGGAACAUAGAAAAUAUAAAGAACCCUUGGCAUCAAGCACUUGAAUGGGAUAUUUUGCUCUCCAAUUAUGGAUAUUACAACAGAUUGUAAACAAGAUCUCUCAAAUGAAAUCUAUAGACUUGGAACAUUUAUCAACUUUCCAUCUGAUUCCCCAGUAUCUGAAGCAACAUUAGCCAGAGCAGGUUUCUUUUACACUGGUAUCAAAGACCAGGUUAAAUGUUUCAGCUGUGGUGGUGCAGUUGAUAACUGGCAACAUGGAGAUUCUGCUGUACGAAAACACAGGCAGCUAUUUCCAGCUUGUCCGUUUAUUAAUGGUUCAAGCCUGAAUGAACAAAUUGCAAACUCUCAUUGUUUAGUCACAUCUCAUGACCCUGAAAACUCUGACCAAGCAGCUGCAAGUAGUAAUCAUGCAUUGGAAAAUGGCCCUUGCAACCAGUUGAAUGUUGUCCACCAAUAUUGUAAUCAAAUUCUCAGCAAUCGUGUGAAAAGGAAGAGUAUUGAAGACCUUUCGCACCUACGACCCAAAAAUCCUGCCAUGUGCAGUGAAGAAGCCAGACUUUCUACCUUUACCAAGUGGCCGAGUUAUGGGAUUGUAACACCAAGAGAACUUGCUAAAGCAGGACUUUAUUAUACAUACAAAGAUGAUCAAGUACAAUGCUUUUGUUGUGGAGGGUUAAUGAAAAACUGGGAACCUGGAGAUCGAGCAAUGUCUGAACACAAGAGGCAUUUUCCAAUGUGUGCUUUUGUUUCAGGGCGUUUUAUUGGAAAUAUACCAAUUGAUGCAAAUUGCAGUGAAACAAUAGAUGUUAACCAGUCUGUAAAUGAACCAAAAGCAAAUACUUCUGAUUUACCUAAGCAUCCAGACAAGCAGACAUUUGAUUCACGUCUUCAAACCUUCAAAUGCCAAAUAAGUUUUCCACUUAAUAUUGCUGAUCUUGCAAGAGCUGGAUUUUAUAGCACAGGUGACGACGACAAUGUGAAGUGUUUUCACUGUGAUGGAGGCCUCAGAAAUUGGGAGUCUUCUGAUGAAGCCUGGGAGCAACAUGCCAAGUGGUUUCCAGGGUGUGCUUUCCUGAUAGAACAGAAAGGCCGUGACUUUGUCAAUGAUGUUCAGUUGAAGAAAUUGUACUCCAACUCCAAAGUUAAAGGCUGUUUCUCCAAAACAAAUCCCAGUGUGGAUGAAUGUAAAGAGUUGCAUGUGUGGCUUACUGUCAGUGGUAAUGAAAUGAUUGGAAACUCAUCAAAAAUGAAAUCCAGCUUAAAUUUUGCUGGACAUAAGGUUGGCAACUGUUCAAUACUUUUCUCUCUGAAACCGGAAACUCUGCACUGCUUCAGGAGAACAGGCAGUGGUAAUUCAGGAUGGGGCCCUACAGGGUAAUAGCUGGUUUUGUCAUAUCUGGGUUCUGUUCUCCCUGACACACCCAUACAGCAUUCAUGUAAACCCUUGUAAGAAGCUGUCUUUUGCAACCUGUGGAACUUCAUUUUUUGAAUAGUUAAUUUAAUAUAAAUAGAACUGAAAAAUAAGUGCAGAAUGCUGUUAACUUUUCAUCUCUGCAAUACUUCAGCUUAGCUUUGUAUCAUCCUGUGCAUUUGCCCCAGUUUUUAAUUGGCUCUGCAAAAUGUUAUUGGUCAUCUUUCUUUACUGUUAUGACUUCAGCUGAUGGUAACACUAGCCAAGACUCUUUCCAGAGUGAAAUGUAGAUUGACAGACACAAGCUGUGUUCUUGGCAAUUUAUUAAGCAUUUUCAAUCACUUUGGCAGCUUUGUACCAUGUACUUUGAGAAAAGCAAGAUUUAACUCUUUUCCCCAACAAUAUCCUUUUUUACCGACAGCCCGGUGAAGUAUUCACUUUCAGUUUUUUUAACUGAACUGAUGAGGUUAUGUACCUUUUUUUACUUUUUGUCCUGUCAGCAAUCUUCUCUACAUUAAUCAUGUAUUUUUCCUCAGUUGCUGUCCUGCAGCUGGCCUCCUUUCUCUGCUCCAUUAAAUAAUGACCAAGCUCCCCCACUACUAAUCCAGCAACACAAGUCAUGUUCUUGGAACCCAAGUUCCAUUUAAGAAUCAAAUUCACAGCCUAAUGCUGACCCUGAAACCCUUUACUGUUUUUUGGGGGUGAAUAAAGAUAA